UCUCCCCAGCAGAGGACAGGGUGAAGAUGGCGGCCUCCGUGAAGAGUUUCUUGCGCUCCGCUAAGGGAACCGUGUCCACGCUGCGGGCGUUUCACAGGACCGUCCCGGCCGCGGUGCAGAUGAACGUCCGUGAUGCCCUCAACCAGGCGAUGGACGAGGAGCUGGAGAGGGACGAGCGGGUGUUCCUGAUGGGGGAGGAGGUGGCUCAGUACGACGGAGCCUACAAGGUGAGCAGAGGUCUGUGGAAGAAAUACGGAGACAAUCGUAUCAUCGACACUCCGAUCUCCGAGAUUGGCUUCACUGGUAUUGCAGUGGGAGCUGCCAUGGUGAGCUCACUCAACACACACGGUUAUUACACUGAGGGAAGUUAUAACCUUAUUUGUCAGCACUUAUUGAUAUUCAUCUGUCGCCCCCUGCAGGCCGGCCUCAGACCCAUCUGUGAGUUCAUGACCUUUAACUUCUCCAUGCAAGCCAUCGACCACGUCAUCAACUCGGCAGCAAAGACCAACUACAUGUCGGCCGGGCUGCAGUCGGUGCCCAUCGUCUUCAGGGGUCCCAACGGGGCGUCGGCCGGCGUCGCUGCUCAGCACUCGCAGUGCUUCGCUGCCUGGUACGCUCACUGUCCUGGUCUGAAGGUCGUGAGUCCCUGGAGCGCAGAAGAUGCCAGAGGUCUCAUGAAAGCAGCGAUCAGAGACGACAACCCCGUGGUGUUCCUGGAGAACGAGCUGAUGUAUGGCGUUGCCUUCGAGAUGUCGGAGGAGUCACAAUCCAAAGACUUCACCAUUCCCAUCGGCAAGGCCAAAGUGGAGAGACAGGGGACUCACGUCACGCUGGUGGCUCACUCUCGAUACGUCAGCUUCUGUCUGGACGCCGCUGCCGUCCUCGCCAAGGAGGGAAUCGAGUGUGAGGUGGUCAACAUGAGGACCAUCCGUCCUAUGGAUAUCGAUACUAUUGAGGCCAGUGUGAUGAAGACUAACCACCUGGUGACGGUGGAAGGCGGCUGGCCUCAGUUCGGCGUCGGAGCAGAGAUCUGCGCCAGGGUCAUGGAAGGUCCUGCUUUCAACUACCUGGACGCUCCAGCCACCAGAGUGACGGGAGUCGACAUCCCGAUGCCCUACGCCAAAAUCCUAGAGGACAACAGUCUGCCGCAGAUCAAAGACAUCAUCUUCUCUGUCAAAAAGACCCUCAACAUCUGAGACACACACACACACACACACACACAGGGGACGAUCCGACCAGAGUCCUCUUUGUCUUGCUCUCACAGACAUCGGUCAAAUAUUUAAACCUUGUGUAAAUAACAGUCAAACACUUUCUUUAAAAACUUCUCCCGACUGUUUAGAUUCCAGCCAGAUGUUGAUCGAUGAAACGCACAGAUGUUCAACCUGCUGCACCCAGAGCGGCUGACACACACGAGUUCGGUCAAGUCGUCACUUCUGUUACUCAUGUACAGACUUAACCCAACUCUGCUGUGUGUGGCUCUGGUUGCUCUGUCCACUUCUUCCUCUUCAAAAUAAAAGUAGCUUUAUCCUGUAGAUUUUUAAACUGUAUUCCUGUGACAUUUGGUGACAACAAACUUCUGAGUGAGCAUAAAAAAGGUGAAGAUUUGAUCAGUUACUUAAUUAUGCCGACACUUUGAAAGCAGCAGUGAAGAAGAAUGACCCAGCCGAUCACUGGAGGUGGAGCGUGGUCAGGAUAUUUAUUGUAGCUGCAGCAGCUCUGUGGAUGUUUUUGUUUGCUGUAAAUGACUGUUACAGAAAUAAAAACCUUUGUCCUUCA
Molecule: messenger RNA, 1776 nt
Organism: Limanda limanda (common dab)
Lineage: Eukaryota; Metazoa; Chordata; Actinopteri; Pleuronectiformes; Pleuronectidae
Gene: pdhb
Product: pyruvate dehydrogenase E1 subunit beta
Exons: 10
Coding region: 27-1196 (389 amino acids)
Biological process (GO): pyruvate decarboxylation to acetyl-CoA
Molecular function (GO): pyruvate dehydrogenase (acetyl-transferring) activity
Source: RefSeq, a predicted model, not a curated record